AUGGCUAGACUAGUUCGUUCUGACACGUACACAAGUACCCCUUUACAGCCACUGCAAAUGGACUCAAAAACGAAACUUCAAACUGUUGUUAUCAUUGGUGGAGGUGUGGGCGGUUGUUGUACUGCACUCGAAUUGGCCCGAACUGGGAAAUUUAACAUUCACUUGCUGGAAAAGAAUCCAGAAUUGAUGAGAGAAACUAGUGAUGCCACCCCUGGCCGUCUUGGCUUAGGAUUCCAUUAUGCUGACAAGAAUACAGCUCUAUAUUAUCUCCAUGUCACUUUAGACUUCAUCAAACGUUAUGGACGAUUUCGACAAGAGAUCGGCCGACAACAAUCUCACCCACUUCGUCGAGGCAGGUAUUUCAUUAUGAAAGACUCGACGGUGCCUUACAGAGAUAUUCUUGAAACAUUUGAGGCGAUCAAAGAAGAAUACUCAAAGAUGGUAAAGGAAGACCCGGGUUACGAAGUUGUUGGCCCACCGGAAAACAUUUUUCGGAUUCUAGAGCCUCAUGAAUUUGAAGCAGACGUGGAAAUUGGAAAGGUACACAUGGGUAUCGAGACAGCAGAGGAGUUUCUGGACUGGCCAAGCAUGAGAGAGUAUAUUGUGCAACAACUAGAGCAACACAAAGACACCGUUAGAGUUCGCAGAUACACAAAAGCUCUCAGCAUAACAGCUUGUGAUUAUGGAGGGUAUGUGGUAGAUUCAGUGAACGUAUUUCAAGGCAAUAUGGUUAGAGUCUCCACUGAUAUCAUCGUGAAUGCGUCAUGGUAUAACAUUUCUAAAUUCAACAAGAUGCUUGGAGUCACUAAUGCGAAGUAAGUAACUCUGCUUCUCUAAUCGCCCAGCUUGAUACUAGUAGAGCGUUCUCGCGCGCGAAGCCCCAUAGAGAAUGGUAACCUGUCGAUGCCAGAAAAUGUCCUCGGCGUACGCCCGUCCGGCCUUCCGCCUUUACACUCUCAGGGGUAGAAACCUCAGUAGGGUAGGGAAGGGAGUCGCAAACAUGUACGUUUCGUUUCGUUUUUGGAGCAAAAUUAACCAUUUUAGGGGCAACCAAUUUCACCAAUUCAAGAGUAAAAAUCUAGAUCAAAAUUCCUUUCCUUCGACUUACGACAGAAUAAUCGGGAAUAUAUUUCUAAAGCUUUGCGUUUUGCUUGGUCAUGCUUUUUUGGUCACACCCCAGGAACAACUCAGACAAUUAACAAUCGGUAACAACCAGAACUUGGGCACCAUCGUGGGUAACCGAGCUGGGGCGGUUAUUUGCAUUCGUUGAGUCCUGUGGAAUUAGAGUCCGCUUCCUGUGUUACUUCUAUUUGCCUGUAACUGAUAUCGGGCCAAAAAGAAUGGUUGUAUGAUCAAUAAAUGACAAUUUUGUGCUGCAAAACUGGCCAAACGUGCAAAUUUUAAUAAAAGUGCUUUUUUGGGAAAGUAGUUGAAAAUUGUGCUCGUAAUGACGAAUUAUACCAAAGCCUAAACUGGACGCAGCCAUGCAAAGAGAGAUUCGUAACUGACAACCAGCCUUUAUAAAACAUUUAUUUCAUGGACUAUUAACUAUGGGUAAAAAUUCUUUCUAAGACUAUUACUGUGAUCGAACUUGGUUUAUAAUUUUUUCUUUUUGUUUUAAAACCAGUAAAGUAUAAAUUUGUGGAUUUCUUUGCAUAGGCUGAAGCUUAUUCGUUUAAUUUUUUGGUUUUAAGUAAUUAAAAGUAUAGAAAUGCACUCUUCGAUUUCUAGGCUUGGCUAAAUCUAUAUAUUGAUAAUUUUAGUGUCUGCUUUAUGUUUUGAGGAAUCUUGUACUUGACUGUCUUAUUUCGGGCGACUGUAAAGUUUACACUGGAGAGUAGUGAGUUGGAUUAGUGGGUGACAGCUUACGUCAGUCUGGGGAUUUUUGUCCAGAGCUUUGGACGCCGUUUAGUCUGCAAUAAAGGCGCUCUAUGAACCAAGCCACGUGAAUUAACGCGUUAUUUCGCGCUCCUGUUGUUUGCGCAUUAUCGUUUCAUCACUCCGAGAUCCUUGAUAGCUCGCGUGCUACAAUGCUGCAAUUCGUCCUCUGUUUGUGUGGUUUGCUCACUCUUGGGUAAGUUUUGAACAGCCCUCCCCACCUGACAGUGUAAAGGGCCUUUUCUGAUUUGUCCCAAGCCUCUGUUUCAAAGCGACGCUAAGUGCAAAGCUAUUAAUUUAAAAUAAAAGUAAUAAUAUAAAAUAAUACUCUAGCAACUGGUGGUUGCCCGGAGCCAACGAAAACCAGAUUUACACCUUUUUCUGCGAGUAUUGGCAAUAAUAAUAAUAAUAAUAAUAAUAAUAAUAAUAAUAAUAAUUGUAAUAAUAAAAUAAUUAUUCUCAAGUAAAUGUAACGUAUAGUCUAACCUCUACUUCCUGACCUCUACCCCCAACCUCGUCCCCAGGGCGCUUUACUAAGGCCACGGAAAAGCACCCUAGAGACGAGGUUGCUCCACCCCUCCCCUCUCCCCACCCUCAGUUUUGCCUCCUAAGACUCUCGUUAAAAACCAACUACUAAAAGAGUUUGAUCGCUUAAUGAAGAUUAGCAUUGCUCUCUUUAUAAUAUUGUCAUUUUUAGGAGAAGAUUCAAUCGAAUCAAGGCAUUAGUUAUAGUGCGUCUAUCUGAAGAGCUUGCCAACCUGCCAUCGAUGUUCUUCUGCAUGGGUCCGUACGGUAUGUUUUGCAACAAAGGUGAUGGAACUGGAAUGAUGACGUACGCUCGAGAGACAAACAUUGCAAUGACAAGUUCAUCUGGCGAACUGGAACCAGCAUUCCUCCGAAUGUAUUUCAAUCUUUCGGACAGAGAUAAACAUAUCAGAGGCCAGCGCAUCGUGGCAGGUGUUUCAAAGUUUAUCCCAGCGUUGAGGAACUCCAAGGUGCUGAAAGUGAAUAUCGGAAUUGUCCAAAAUUUCAUCAAUGAAGACGCAAGUGAAUACGGCUUCCAAAUUGGUAACCUUGGCUUUCUUCACGAUCCUACCAAGGGAGGGAUUCACAAAAGAAAUUAUAGUGGCGUGGAAGAGCCGAUGCCUGGAUAUAUAAUCAACGCAUGCAUGAAGCUUAUCUAUUGUUUUGACAACGCAAAACUUGUCAAAGACAUUAUAACAAGAAAAACUGGUUAA
Molecule: messenger RNA, 3116 nt
Organism: Porites lobata
Lineage: Eukaryota; Metazoa; Cnidaria; Anthozoa; Scleractinia; Poritidae
Source: the annotation of a GenBank genome assembly